This is a messenger RNA of Nasonia vitripennis (jewel wasp), 681 nucleotides long. RefSeq lists its product as uncharacterized. The transcript is spliced from 3 exons. The record is from RefSeq and is a predicted model, not a curated record. The coding region runs from base 290 to 601 and encodes 103 amino acids. Lineage: Eukaryota; Metazoa; Arthropoda; Insecta; Hymenoptera; Pteromalidae.
GCCUGUUGUUUACCCACGGCUGAAUCGACACACUCGAAAAGUGCAACGUUUGCGUCAGGCGAAUAAACAGUCGCGGCGCUUAUCGGAUGAAUAAUCGACGCUAACGAGAGAGUCUGAUACAGGACUAAAUGAGGCGAAAAAUUAGAUGCCGCGAUUCUCGAAAACUCGACGAUGACAAACGCUGUUCAUAGCUGCUCCUCGAGAUGUCGAUAUAAAAGGACUGGGUUUGAUUUGUCAACGUACAGUUUGAUACUAGUUCGAACAGUGUGCGAAACAACGAACUUUCAAAAUGAUGUCCAAAGUGCUGUUUCUCGUCCUCGUUGGCUGCGCCAUGGUUCUUGCCAAGCCAACUGUUCUGCGCGAGGAAGUUUCCAACGAGGUCCCCAACAAAUCCGUUGAGGUUGAAGUGCCCAAGGAGUCGACCGAAGUCGAGAUCGUUGAGGUCAGCGAGGAGGAACUCCAGGAGAUCAUCAAGAACGUCGAGGAAAAGAUCAACGAGAUCUUCGAGAAGGUGAACGAGGGCUUCAACGAGGGCGACUUCAAGAAAGCCUUCGAGGAGAUGCAGAAGAUCUUCGGCCAGAAGAAACCCAACGAGAACUAAUUCACCCACGCAUGACCGCAUCUGUAUAGUGUACGAAUAGCGAAUCGAUAGUCCGAAAUAAACUAAAAUUUCUGGUUAAA